Molecule: messenger RNA, 2313 nt
Organism: Aspergillus calidoustus
Lineage: Eukaryota; Fungi; Ascomycota; Eurotiomycetes; Eurotiales; Aspergillaceae
Source: the annotation of a GenBank genome assembly
AUGGGGUCGUUCCUGAAAAGUUUCCGAAAAGAUGUGGGAUCCGCCGCACCUGCGGUUGGGGCUCCUCCCCCGAAGAAGGAACUACAGCCGCUUCCAAUGACCCCGCUAGAGAAGAUGCUGAUGGAGCUGGGGCCUAUUCGAGAGGAUGGCAGUGACAAAUUCUUUGGAAUGGAAAAUUUUGGAAACACAUGUUGCAGCUACUGUAACUCUAUUCUACAAUGUCUUUACUAUUCGGUGCCCUUUCGGGAAGCCGUACUUAAUUACCCUAAGCGUACGCCCAUCGAGAGCUUAGAGGCAGCGCUGGCCAAAGCCCUUCGAUACCAAGAUCCGAAUGCGCGUCAGGAAGCAGAGGCGCUGGCUGAGAAGCAGAAGGCGGCUGCCUCGCCUAAGCCUGGGCAGCCUCCGAAUCCACAGCAGAAACCAGAAGACAAGGAUUCGCCGGAAUACAAGAAGAAAAUAGCGUUGCAGACGCUUCCCCUCCUGGAGACAGCGAACAAUGCGGACAGCUAUGCCAUGGCUGAGUCACUGUUCACCUCAAUGAAAGAUAUCUUCGAGUCGGUUGUCGGGAGUCAAUCCCGAAUCGGGAUUAUCCGACCGCAGCACUUCUUGGAUGUGCUUCGCCGAGAGCAUGAGAUGUUCCGCACAGCUAUGCACCAGGAUGCGCAUGAGUUUCUCAACCUAGUGCUCAAUGCUGUCGUUACCAAUGUGGAGGAGGCCGCAAGAGAUCCCCCACCCGAAAAGCUCCUUCCGGCAGCCGAGAGCUCAGAAUCGCUUCAGCCGUCGUCGAGCUCGGGUUUGAAAACACCCAACACCACGCGAUGGGUCCACGAGUUGUUUGAGGGCCUUUUGACUUCUGAAACGCAAUGUCUCACCUGUGAGAAGGUCUCCCAACGGGAUGAGGUGUUCUUGGAUUUAUCGGUAGACCUGGAGCAGCAUUCUUCUGUGACAUCAUGCCUGAGAAAGUUUUCCGCUGAGGAGACGCUUUGUGAGAAAAACAAGUUCCACUGUGACAAUUGUGGUGGGUUGCAGGAGGCUGAGAAAAGGAUGAAGAUCAAGCGUCUGCCACGAAUCUUGGCUCUACACCUAAAGCGUUUCAAGUAUACUGAGGAUCUGCAACGCCUUCAGAAACUCUUCCAUAGAGUUGUCUAUCCUUAUCACCUUCGUCUCUUCAACACAACGGAUGACGCCGAGGAUCCUGAUCGCCUCUACGAGUUGUAUGCAGUCGUGGUACACAUCGGUGGUGGGCCAUACCACGGACAUUACGUUGCUAUCAUCAAGACCCAAGACCGAGGGUGGCUGCUGUUUGAUGAUGAAAUGGUAGAGCCUGUGGACAAGAAUUAUGUGCGCAACUUCUUCGGUGACAAGCCCGGCUUAGCAUGCGCAUAUGUGCUUUUUUACCAGGAGACUACCAUGGAAGCUAUGAUGAAGGAACAAGAACAGGAGAACAUGGAGUCGCCAGCUGAAGCAAAUCCUUUUACUACGAAGCCCAACGGUUUCGCCCAUUCUCCCGCCCUCGCUCACGUUCACAGCGCGUCCCAAAUACCAGUCCCCGAGGAACAUGACCGGUUUACCGGGCUGAAACGCGCACCAACUGCGCCUCAACUAUCCACACAUUACGAACAUUCGGACGCUGAAAUUCCAGCAUCUCCAGCUCCUGCCCAAACUCCUGUCACUCCUUUGCCUCCGAUACCUCCCAUCCCCGAAACACCACCGAGUCCAUUGGUGUCGAGAAAAAGCGAUUUGCAGUCCAAGAAAGAAAGAGCUAAGGAAGAAAAGGAGCGAAAGGCCAAGGAAGAGAAGGAGCGGAAAGAGAAGGAAAGGCAGCGCCGGAAGACUAUUGAGGAAAAUCAGCGGCGCGACGAGGCCAAUCUCAAGGCAGCACUUGAAGCAAGUAAAGCAACGAAGGAGGACGAGGAUCGGCGUAACCACAAAGAAAAUGCCUCGUCUAAGAAGGCUGCUGGAGGCCUUGGCCGCUUCAGAAGCUUCAGUCAACGCAUUAACAAAGACAAGGAAAGCCGUCAUUCUCUACCACCGGUCCCAUCACUCCCAAACGGAAACCACUCUUCGAGCAAAGUGUCAGUCGAGCAGGGCCAGUCAGAAAUACUACGCAAACCAGUAUCCCGACCACCGUCACAACCGCUAUCUCCGCCGCCGACUAACCACGUCGCACACUCUUCCCCAUCUGAGCCAGCCUCAGCCCAACCCGAUCAGCAGGAAUCCAUUAAGCAUUCAAAGCAUGACCGCUCCUCCGGCCAUGGCAAAUGGCGGUCGUUCAGCCUCCGGAAAAAAUCUUUCAACAUCCUCUCAUCAUGA